AUGCAGAUUCCACUUGCUCUAGGCGUCCAGACAGGCGGAAGCGUCAUCCGACCAGCAGCCUAUUGCGGCAUCUUUGCCAUGAAACCCACGUACAACGCCAUCCCAACCUUGGGUCAAAAGACUGUUUCUUCUACAUUAGAUACCAUCGGCUUCUUCGCUCGCAGCAUACCGGAUCUGCAGUUACCAGCAGAUGCCUUUUCACUCUGUGACGACCAGCAUCCGGAGAAAGUGUGCUUGCGAGAUGUCUCAAUCGCUCUUGUCAAGACACCAAUGUGGUCACAUGCCGGCCCUGGUACUAUACAUGCCAUGCAGAAAACAGCUGUGAUACUGCAAAACCACGGCGUCCGGGUCGAAGAAGUGUCACUACCGGAUGACUUUGAUGAUACAGACACUCUAACGCGCUCUCAAAACGCAAUCAUCGGCGCUGAGACCGCCCUCGCUUUCCACGAAGAAUACCAUUCGCACAAGGAUGAUUUGGACGUCUCGAUUCGGAAUCUAUUAGAAAAUCACUUUAAACACGCUGAUGCAGAAAAAGCAAGAAGAGAAGCACUGGAUAAACUCGCUCAUCUGCGGACCGUAUUCAACACGAUAGCAGCCAAGUAUUCUGUCAUCAUCGCGCCGAGUGCUGUAGAUGAGGCGCCGAUGGGACUUGGGGAUAUGGGCAGUCCGGUUUUCAAUACGAUGUGGACGUGGUACACAUACCUGCUUUCGUGGGGAUGA
Messenger RNA from Alternaria conjuncta, 720 nucleotides. RefSeq lists its product as uncharacterized. The transcript is spliced from 2 exons. NCBI's taxonomy places the organism in Eukaryota, Fungi, Ascomycota, Dothideomycetes, Pleosporales, Pleosporaceae. The record is from RefSeq and is a predicted model, not a curated record. The coding region runs from base 1 to 720 and encodes 239 amino acids. Gene Ontology annotation, molecular function: catalytic activity.